Corapipo altera (White-ruffed manakin) is the source of this 8020-nucleotide messenger RNA. It is a transcript of the gene MAP4, whose product is annotated as microtubule associated protein 4. NCBI's taxonomy places the organism in Eukaryota, Metazoa, Chordata, Aves, Passeriformes, Pipridae. The record is from RefSeq and is a predicted model, not a curated record. Gene Ontology annotation, biological process: microtubule cytoskeleton organization; neuron projection development. Gene Ontology annotation, molecular function: microtubule binding. Bases 74 to 3583 code for a protein of 1169 amino acids. The transcript is spliced from 21 exons. Gene Ontology annotation, cellular component: neuron projection.
GCAGAUAAGGAGUUUCUGAGGACUGAAGUACCUGCAAAGGGACACCUGCUUUUGAGGUUGCAGAGGUGCUGCAAUGGCUGAGCUGGAGCACAACCUCAGCCUGGCGGACGCUCUGACGGAGCCGCCCCACGAGAUCGAGGAGGAGGUGAAAAGGGACUUCAUUGCCACGCUGGAGGCAGAGAAAUUCGAUGAUGUGGUUGGAGAGACGGUGGAUAAAACAGACUAUGUGCCACUGCUGGAUGACGAGGACGAGGCGAAGCCUGGGAGCCAGGAGCCCAGGGGCAAAGCCCACCCCGAUGGAAUCCAGGUGGAACACUCCUCAGCCUGUGGCCCCACGGUGGUGGAGAACGGUGACCAUGGCCUGGGAGAUCAUCACACAGUGUUCCCAGGAGGAAUCAUGGAUGAAAAGCUGUCCUACAAGGAGUUCCUCGACCGCAACGACUCCUGGUCGACGGACGAGCGGGAGCUGCGCUUCGACCCGCAGCCCGUGUUCAAGCCCAUGGAGAUGGCUGACCCCUUCAACAUGCACAGAGGGGAGAACCUGCCGGAUUUGUCCUUUCCUGCUGACAUGAGGAACGUGCCGCUGUUCCCGGGCCAUGGGGAAGCUUCCAGAGACAUCCUCACACCACACAGCCCUAUGAUGGUACCUGACCAACCUUUCUUGGGGCCCAUGUAUUCUCCUGCAGAGGCUCUGGACCCAUCAGCCUUCAUGGGCCUGGAUUCAGGCACAGAAUUCCUGCAGGACAAAGCAGGUCCUGAAGAAUAUUGGAUGGGAGCUCAGCAGGACAUGAAGGGACCAGAUGCCUCUUUCUUUGUUGAGCCACCAGUGCCCCCUGUAACCACAGAAGCAAUAAGGACGAGUUUGCCUGAGAGCCCCCCGGCCAUGCCCCCCGGCUCUGCUCCUGCUGCAGGCUCAGCAUUCCCGGGAGAGCCCGGAGCUGCCCACGGACCAAAAGGUGCAGCCCCCGAGGCCACGCCCGUUCCUGCAGAAAAAGCUGGCUCUGUCCAUGCAGGAGACACCAGCCCUGCCCAAGCUCUGGAUGCUGGAUUUGCACCCUCAGCAGCAGCCAACCCUUUCCAGGCCACGGAUGUUGGGUUAUCUCCUGCCCCUGAAGCCAAGUCUCCCAAAGCUGUCAAUGACAAAUCCAGCCCGGGGACAGAGCUUGGCUUCUCCCCCACAGCAGAUGCUCCAUCCCACCAUGCCAUGGAUUUGGGAUUUGCCCCAGCAGAAGGUGUGGAAUCCCACCAUGCCUUGGAUUUGGGAUUUGCCCCAGCAGAAGGUAUGGAAUCCCACUAUGCCAUGGAUUUGGGAUUUGCCCCAGCAGCAGAUGCAGAACCUCAACAUGCCUUGGAUUUGGGAUUUGCCCCAGCAGCAGAUGCUUCAUCCCACCAUGCCUUGGAUUUGGGGUUUGCCCCAGCAGCAGGUGUGGAAUCCCACCAUGCCAUGGAUUUGGGGUUUGCCCCAGCAGCAGAUAAUAAACCUAACCACACCAUGGAUUCUGAGUUUGCCCCAGCAGCAGAAGUCAACCAUCACCAUGCCAUGGAUUUGGGAUUUGCUCCAGCAGCAGAUAAUAAAUCUGACCAUGUUAUGGGCUCUGAGUUUGCCCCAGCAGCAGAAGUCAACCACCACCAUGCCAUGGAUUCUGAGUUUGCUCCUGCAGCAGAAGCCAAGCCUCUUCCCACCCUGGAUUCCGGAGGUGUCCCUGCAGCUGACCCCAAAAUUGCUGUGCCUGGAGAGCUGGUGACAUCUGGGUCUGCCCUUCAGCAAGACAAAUCUCCCUUGGGCAAGUCUCCUGCAGAAGCAACGGCAAAGGUGGAACAAGAAUCCAAAGUCCCAGAAGCUCGUGUGGAUCAUUUAGAGGACACCAAGGACACCAAACCCCCUCCCAGCCCCUCCAAGGAGCCCCUUCCUGGGCAAACCAACCACCUUCCAGAACCAGCAGCUCCAGCAGAAGCAAAAGAAGACGUUGCACUAGAAAAUAAGGACCUUCCAGAAAAGUCUGUCCCUGCUGUUGUUGUGGAGGCACAAAAGGAGGAGCCUGAGCACAACCACGUGGAACCUCAGCAAGGAGAGGCCCUGCCAGAGCCCACAGUGAAACCAGAGGAGCCCAAACCAGCAGAAGCCGUGACAGGGAACGACAUCACAGCUCCUCCCAACAAGGAGCUUCCUCCCAGCCCGGAGAAGAAGACCAAGCCCUCUGCAUCCACCUCCUCUCCAAAGCCGGCAGCAGCGAAGGCCAAGCCCUCGGCCACCACCAGCCCCAAGCGCCCGGGCUCGGCCACCUCAGGCCCAAACAAAAAAGCCACGAGCCCGACUGCAGGUCCUGCAGCCAGCACUGCCAAACGCCCCGGCACCAGCACCACCCGUCCCUCCUCCUUAGCUGCAAAAGAGACUAAACCAAAGGUUGCGGAUGCGAAGCCCACGGAGAAGAAGAGCUCCCUCUCCAAGCCUCCAUCCUCCACCACUCCCAAGACUCCUCUCAAGAGCUCCCCAGCUGCUCCCAAGACCACAGCGGCGUCUCCGGUCACGGCGGCUCCUGCUGCCAAAACCACCUCGGCCGCGACUCCCAAGAGGCCGUCGUCAAUCAAAACCGACGGGAAGCCAGCGGAGGCCAAGAAGACCUUGGCAAAGUCUCCAUCAGCGGACUCGAGCCGCCCCAAGAGCGCGGCCGGCAAUGCCACCAAGAGCAGCGCCACCACUCCUUCCACCGCGGCCUCCAGCGCUCCCAGCGUGCCCGGGGCGGCCACCAGCCGUCCCAAACCCAAGGCUGCCACAACCAAACCCGCCUCGACCUCCGCGGACGCUAAAAAACCCCCCGCCAAGGCCCCCGGCAAGCCCAGCUCCACGGCCAAGCCGCCCCGGCCCAGCAGCAGCGCCUCCGCCCCCGACCUGAAGAACGUGCGCUCCAAGGUGGGCUCCACGGACAACAUCAAGCACCAGCCCGGCGGGGGGAAGGGGAAAGUAGAGAAAAGGCCCGACCCAGCCGCCGCUGCGCCCCGGCCCGAGCCCAGCGCGGGCACUAAAGUGGCUCCUCCCAAAACAGCUGUAUCAAAAGAGGGGGUCCCCAAACAGCCCAAUGGGAAAGUCCAGAUAGUCUCCAAAAAAGCGAACUACAGCCAUGUUCAGUCCAAGUGUGGUUCCAAGGACAAUAUUAAGCAUGUCCCUGGAGGUGGGAAUGUGCAGAUCCAGAACAAGAAAGUUGACCUUUCCAAAGUGUCCUCCAAGUGUGGCUCUAAAGCAAAUAUCAAGCAUAAGCCAGGGGGAGGAGAUGUCAAAAUUGAGAACCAGAAGCUGAACUUCAAAGAGAAGGCCCAAGCCAAGGUGGGAUCUCUGGACAACGUGGGACACUCACCGGCAGGAGGGGCCGUGAAGAUUGAAUCUCACAAGCUGACGUUCCGUGAGAAGGCCAAGGCUCGCACAGACCACGGAGCUGAAAUCGUCGUCUCCAAACCCCCCAACCUUUCCAGCAGCACCUCCCCCCGGCGCAGCACCUCUGCCAGCGAGAGCCUGGGCUCCGGCGCCUCCCCGUCACCGCUGCCGCGGCCGGCUGCCCCCGCCGCGCCCUCCCAGCAAGGCUUGUGACCCCCCGGCCCCGCUCCACGCGCCCCCGAGGACCCAGCUUGGCUCUCUUGACCCGGCCUCUGGCUUUAGGUGGGAAGGGACAGCGUUCCGAAGGGCGUCCCGGGGGCUCGGCCCUGCCCGGGCUCGGGGGUCCCUCCGUGGCUGGAAGGGGGUUUCCCUCCCUCCCCGUGCCCCGUCCCGUUGGCUUUGGGGGGGUCACUCCAGCGGUGGUGUCGCGUCGGGGCCGGGAUCGAGCGGCUCCAGGGCUGUUCCAGUGUAGGGAUGUGCCGGGGGCUGAAGCCAGGCCAGAGUUAACAGGGAUAAGCUGUGAUCUUUCUUUCUGUCUCUUUUUUUUUACCCCCUUUCCCUCCUCACCGCUUCAGUUGGAUGCUGAUAUAAACCCUCCACACUCGUUAGGCUGUUUCAGCUGUUGACUUGAACCUUUUAUUCUUUGUGACGACGUGUUGAUGAUUUAUUGUGCUACGAGCCCCGUGCUAAGUUUCCUUUUCUCUUUCCUUCCUUCCCACCCCGUAGGAGAGUAGGGACAUUAACCGCUGCUGCCGUGCUGGCUUCUUACUGACAUAUCCAGCCAUUGUAACUUCCUCGUUGUUGUUUGGGGUUUCUUUCAAUAUUUUGAACCGGUGGAGCGAGUUCAUGGGAUUAAGCCAUGUCUGGAACGAAGGGCACAGGGAUGUGUUAAAGGCGAACUUGCUGUGAGAGCUCAGGUGGAGCCUGUGUUGACCUCAAGGAGAUGCUCACAGCCCCUCCCCCGGGGGGUGCCCGGGGCCUCCUGCGUGUCAGCGAGGGAAAGGUGGUUUAUUUAUUAACUGGCACGGCCGGAGCCCUGGGAUUCAUCCCGGUUUUCCAGGGCUGAGGGGAGGCAGGAGGCUGCCGUGGCUGGUUGACGCAGGCCGGGAGUCCGAGGCUGAAGCAGGUCCUGGGGUGUGAGGGAUGUGUGUGUGUGUGUGUGUGUGUGUGGUUUUAGCGAGGCUGAUGGAUGGGGACCGUCGGGAUGAGCAGGAAAGGGCAGUGCCCGUCCCGGGAUGGGCAGCGAGCCGGGAGCCCUGGGCUGGGCAGCGGGGCAGGGUUAGUGCCAGGGAGUUGCAGCUCUGACUAGGAAGGAGAUUUUCCCCCACUCUUGGAGCUCCUCGUUUCGUGUUGCAAAUGACACUAAAGAAAUUAAAUGUAAAUAAAUUAAAACAGGAAAGAAAAAAAAAAAGUGUUCUUGGGUGGUCAAACUAAUUUAAAGAGGAAAAAAAAAACAAAAACAGAGAAAAGCGAAAUAGCAAAACACUGGGAUCAAAGAGAACUGAACCAGGCUGUGCUAAGGGGGGGCUGCUCCAGGAGGGGACAGAGGGAAGCCUGCAGCUUCUCAUGCUUGUGGGAAUAUUUCUUUGGGAAGCCGACAAUGACACGAUAACCCAGAAUCUGUAUUUACACACAAAGAUUCUUAUUGCACUUGUAUUUUUUAUAUUAAAGUUUGCAUGAUUUCUAAUAAAAUGGCAUUAAAAUGUACUAGUUUGCAUCAAAGUCGUCUGGUAGUUUCAUAAGUGCUUUUUGCUCUGAAUACAAAUUGAAACAAUGCAGAUUUGCACCUGAAAGGGGCGGUUAUAUAUACCCUGGAGCCCUCCCAGUGCUUCCUUCCCUUCCUCUUCCUCCUCUUCCUUCUCCUCCUCCUCCUUCUCCUCCUUCUCCUCCUCCUCCUCCUCCUCCCCACCUCUCCACUCCCUCUGUGCCACAUCCCUUUGAUCCCAAACAGGGAACGUGCCAUCGCUCCCUGCCCCCCUGUUGUCCGUGUGUGUUCCCAGCGUUCCCAGCACUGAUCCCAGCCCUGGCUCCGGAAGGAGAAGCUGGAGCUGGGGUCGGGCCGGGCCCGGGACCCCGUUUCUCCGGCCCGAGCCGGUGCUGCCUGUCCCCUGUGUCCCCACCCCGGUAUAUAUCACUGCCCUCCCGCUGGCGCUUCCUUCUUUCUCUCACUGCUAAAUUCUAAACACCAGCUUCAGCUUGUCAGUCUUGGCUUUGGUUUGGUUUCUUUUUUUCCAACACUUGAAUCCAGGGGAAGUUUGGAGGAGAGGGACUGAGGAGAGGAGCAGGCUGAGCCCCUGGGCAGGACGGGGCAGGGGCCGCGUGUUUCCCAAGCAAUAACGUCCGUGUGCUCCGGGCAGGGGCUGGGGUGAGGGUCCUGAGCCUGCACGGUGAGCCUGGAGCCUGGUUUCCCUGCCUGGAUCCCGGCUUCCCUGCCUGGAGCCUGCUUUCCCUGCCUGUGACCCACCAGCAUGGGCUGGGAAGGGGCUGGAGCCGCUCUCCAGGCUCACCGAGCUGGCAGCAGGGUUUGUGCCGAUGGGCAGCGGCCGGAGAUGCUCGUGGGUAACCAAAGAGGAGGUGGAGGCUGAGAUGUUGUGUCCCUCUUGCUGCUCUGCCCGGGGCACCCCGGGAGGAGGUUCCCUGAGUGCCCCGGGAUGAGAUUCCUGGGCGGAGGGAGGCAGCCGGGUCCCGGCCGUGGUUCAGGUGCUGCAGGAGGAAGGCAAGUGGCAACAUUGCACUUUAUCUUCUGAGAUUGCAAAAAACAAACAGCAAACGAGCCCCCGUCCCCUGCAAAGGGACAGCGACAUCACCUCUCCCCUGCACUGCUUUUAUCCCAUUUCCCGACUGCUGGGCAGCCCUGGAUGAGGAUUUGGCACCCAGGCCUGUCCCUGCCCGACACAGCCCCCGGCCCAGCUGCCCCCACCGGCCUGUGCUUCUGUGCCACUUCUCUAACACUUGUUGUGCCUGUGUUUAGCUGACAAACUAAAUCCGGAUACAUUAGUUUGCUGUGGUGUUUCUAGGACAGCUUCAGUUUUAAUAUGGAUUUCUUUUUUUGUAUUUUCUCUUGAGGAAGCGGCUGUACAUAUUGCUGGGAAGGAGCCGUGUGUGCUGGAAAUGGCUUUUCCUUUCUGGAGAGGUGGGAUGAGCUGGGUGGUGCAGAGACCUGCAGAGACGCUGCUGGGUGGGAGGGGGCCGGCAGCUCCACCGAGGGCUGGAGGCAGCAAAUUUGGGAAAAAAUAGGAGUUGUGGUCUGAAUUAGAUGCAAGUUGAAUGUACACGUUCCUGUCCUGAGCUGGCGCUGGGGGGUCCUGGCUUUGCAGGGGUGGCUGAGCUGAGCUGGGCUCAGGCUGGGCUGGAGGCUCAGCAAAGCCCUUCCCAGAGCUCGGGAUGAGGGCGAGCGGCGUUUUGGAGGUGUCUGAGCUGCUGAGGGGAUGGGGAGGGAGCAGGGCCGGGUGGGAGCUCCAUCCCAGCUGGGGUCCCUCCAGGCAGGAGCCUCCCCCCUUUCCGGAGCCUGGUGUCUCCCUGCGUAUCAGUGGCAUAUACAGUUACUUCGGGCUUUUUAUACUGUUAAACAAGUACAUUCAAGUAACAAGUUUGUGGGCUUGAGGCCACGGGAGCGGCGGCUCCGCUGCCGCCCCGGGCCGUGGCUCCCGUGGGUCGGGUCCUGACCGCAAACUGAAUGUAGUUUUCUACGCUGACCCCCGGUGUUGUCCCCGCGUAGUGUCGGUGCGAGGGGGGCUCUGGGACCCCCCGCGUUUGUGUCGUUUAGGCAGAAUUUCUAGUUUUCUUGGAGCUUGGUGGCAGUGACACCCUCGGGGGGACGGGGCGUCCCCGAGGGAAGGGCCGAGCCCCGGGAGCCGCUCCCGGUUGUCCAAAGGCAGGAGCUGGGGGGGCCCGGCGGCCUCGGGGCUUGGGAGGAAUGUCCCCCCCAAGCCCUCCCGGCCCCGGGACCCUGCGGGUGGGGUGGGAAGCGGCUCCGGGAGGCAGCAGUGGGAAUGCUCGGGCUCUCCUUCCUCCUCCCCACUGAACUCCGGCCGGGUGAGCGUUUCCCCCUCCCUCCCCCGGUGUCCGGGGCAGGAUCAGACACGAGACUCCAUCGUGCGCCCGUUGUGCUCGUCCCACCUUCGACAUCACCUGCAGCUUCCAUUGCCCGCACCGUAGGAACACCGGCCGGGCCCGAGGGGGGUCGGACACAGGACGGGGGGAGCAGAGCCCAGCCCGGAGGGUGGUCCCGGCUCCGGGCUCCCUCCUCGGUCUCGGGAAGCCACUAAACCUCUCUGCCUCAGCUCCCCCCUGCACGGGGGUGACACUCUUUACCUCACCGGGCUGUCGUGAGGCGUGAGCAGCGUGUGAGUGUUCUCAAUGUGACGUGUUCCUGUUGUUUGUGUCCUAGGGUUGUUCUGCGGGGGUGCCCGCGGGGGCUGUCCCCGGGCAGGGGGAGGUCAGUGCUCGGUGUGAGACCACAGCUCUGGGGGGUGGGCUGGGGCAGAGCCCCCCGGCCUGGGGGGACCCACCCGUUUGGUUCUGCCUUUGUGUCUCACCCUCCCCGAGGGGCUGUAAGACCGGCGUCUCCUUAGCAACAUUUCCUGACUUGAUGUUGUGAUUCUUACUAUUGUAAAGGGUUGAAAUAAAGCUUCUAGAUGUUCCUCCUCA